CGACGGCCCCUGAACGUCGCGCUGUGAACCGAUUUAGUGACACUGCGCGUACUGGCCUGUGACCUUAUUUUACAGCGAAUCUAUCGGCUAAGUGAGUCUUUGCAGUGAUAGCGGUGGUGAGAAGUUAUCGCGUUUCACCGAGCCCAGACUCGCGGCUGUGUCUGUCUCUGCGGCUGAGAUGCCGCGCUCGGAUGCCGAGCCAGAGGCGUCCGCUUCUCCCCCGGGCCGGCUUCAUCUGUGGCGACAUCGAAUACGAGAGCUGCGCGGACAGGGCUCCAUGGACUCUGACGAGGGUAUGAGCGGCGAGGCAGCGCAGGCCCCACCGCCGCAGACCGCCCCUCACCUGGCCCCGGCCGGCCGAGCUGCGUCCCACGAGAGUGGUUCGCUGUCCGAUCUGGAGGAUAAUGCUCCGGAGGGAGCCAGUCCACCAAUGCCAACUCCUCUGACAUUCUCCAAGUUUCGGCUGGGAACUCGGAGAGACAAGUCGCUGCCGCCCCAGCCGGAACCGACACGGAAACAAAAACCACCGCGCGUUAGUAGACUUCGUGAGUUUACCGACAAGCUGCGCUGGAGCCGAGACGACAAACCGACAGCGUCGUCCCCUCCAAACACCUCGCAUAAAACCAGACACCGCCGUCAUCAGCAGGCUCAGCAGCAGCAGCCGGCGCCGGCUGACAGCCGUGGCCGCUCGGAGCCGGGGCAGGGAGCAGAGACGACCACCAGUCUCCGUCAGAGGCCGGUCAGCGACAGUGACCUGGCCUGGCAGCCUGCCGGCCGGCCGAGCGGCGACCUGCCCGGCCAGGAGAGCGCCGUGCCCAGCCGCAGCUCAUCCGUAUCACGUGUCGACAUCUGUGGCGCGACAGAGAAUCCGGACACUGCGCGACACAGCGCUGCCGCUCGCACAAAGUCGUUCACAGCUGGUCGGGUGCCGCCGCGGCCGAGUGCUCCCCAAACCCUGCCCAGAAAACUGCCUUCCGGUAUCGUCAAUAACCCAACCACAGCACCAGUUCACAACCGUCAAAACUCGGACUCAUUAGUAGAACUGGGUCGCACAUCGGGGACGCUAAAUGAGGAGGACGAGGAAAUCCAUCACGACGGAAACGGUCAGCUUCUGGCAGCGAUGCUGCGCGAAAUCCAGAUGCAGAGUCUGUCGCUGCAGCGUCGCGACUCGUCGGGCCUGCUGCAGCGUCAGUCCCACUCGGCUGACGGAUGGGGGGACGUGAACGGACGGCCGGCCCGGCUGGGCGGCGCCGAUCUAUCGCGAGCCGUCUCCGCCGAUCCGCCGCCGGCGGCGAACGAGGUCACGCGGCCGGACGGUGUCGGAGGCGGCCAAAAAUCGGCCACCGCGCCAGGGACAGCUCCGGCGCGACCCGCUGUCGAACGCUGCGGCUCGUCAGUCGACGGCGACGGCGAGAUGGCUCCCCAAACGACGGGGGCGACGACGGACGCUGCCGCGCCAUCAACGGCGGUGGAGGUGGCGGCAGCCGGGGGCCGGCCGAAGCUGCGCAGACCGCUCCUGCCGGGCAGCAGCGACAGCGGGACCAGCGGGGACGAGCCCCGCGAGCCGCGGUUCGCCGACCUGUCCCCGGUCAUCAUCACGCACGGUCAGGUGAUCGAGUCGCCGCUGGUUCCGCGAGCGAGAGGGCGACGGACCGAAUCGCUGGGGUCGCGCGCCGCGACGGCCGGGUCAGAUGAUUGGCAGAGACGGCCAACGAGUGACACGGCCAAACGGGAGGCCGGCAGCCGUCAGAAACCAGCCAGACCCAAUCAGGGCGUCGGGGACUCAAUGCCGUGUCAGCAGGAAAAGGGGGCCGACUCCAUGGCGCCGCAAGGUGAGGCCAGAAUCCUCGGUACUUCUCGGAAUAAAGAGGAAACCGCUGAUACUGGCGAGCCAGGUGAUGGCCGUUCUAUGAAAAGCAGCGAGGCUCCUGCGCGUUCUUUGCCGCUCGAUAUAAGGCGGAACGAUUCUACGGACCAGUCCAGCUUUCUUUCGUCGUCAGCUGAUGACGACAGAACAGUAAAACAGACACCAGAGCCAGCCUACGUCCCAGAGGACUCUCGAGCGCCAGAACAUUCUCUUGCUUCUAUGUCACAAGACUCGGAAUGUUUACCCGCUGCCCCCAAAGGUCAGUUCCAGAAUUUGACGCAGUCAAACGACCAGCAAUCCGGAGAGCGUGACCCUGCCAGAAACAUCGCUCCAAAUGCACCGAACCCAGCGCUGGAUGACGGCCAAGAAACAACCAAUCCGAGGCCGAGUUUGGAUUCAGAUGCCAAUCAGCAACCUGGACGCGGUGACGUCAGAAUUGCGUCAUGGGACGAAUCACAAGCCGGGAAUCUGUCAAGUGAGCAUGCCGUGCGCAGCGCACCGCCUCUGAUGCGUCAAAACGCCACUGGUCGGUCGGUGAGUCCCUUUGAUCCCGCCAACACCGCCGGCGGAGAGGCAGCCCAAGGAGCCCGACAGGAGCAGGACAAUGCCUUGAAACUCAGUCUGGACCACAGCGAACAAAUUGACGAGUCUACCGACAAGGAAAACAUUCGUCAAGCCGUCAAAAAGGCCGUAGCUCUCCUCCUCAACGAACUAAAUGUUGACGAGGAUCAGGAAGACCCAUGGUACCCGGGCCAAUCAGGUCCUCCAACGACCCAGAGCUUUCCAGCUCAGGAUGACGAACCACAGCUUCGGAGGAGGAGGAGGUCAACGUACGCCACCGAGCAGCCUGAGAGUAAGACGGUGGACGUGGUUCGGCUCUCAGACACUGGGCUGACCGUGACUGCCUCCAUGACGGCUGCCGACCACUGGCGACCACCGCCGGUCAAAGUUAAACCGAAACGCUUUCGCUCCAAGAGCCUCAGUCCGAGUGUCUUGAGGCGGGACCUGACGGAGGAACUGGCUGGGGAGAAAUCGGGAGAUAGUCGGCGAUCGACAGUGGCUACGGGAUCGUCCAAGCUCAAGCCGCGCUCUCAAAACAGCUACGCACAGCAUCGGCAGAGAAGUUUCGAUCUGAGCGGCGCUGAGCUGCGGGCUCGAGAUGCCGAGCCGCGUCGACGCAGCUUCAAGAAACGUCCUGCGACCAAGUCUUCUGCUGCGGCGGCGGCAUUGAGCCCAAGCACGGACAGCGUGAGCUCCACGUCCUCAGACGAGCAGCGGGUUCGGGGUCGCGGAAGAUCGUCUCGUCACAACCACUCGAAACUGCACUCGCCGCGGCUGCGAACUGUCAGCGACUCGGCUGCACUACGACCUCUGAGUGCAGCUGGAAGACUACUGCCGCUGACGGAGCAGACAGCAGCCCAGCCAGCCCGCCGUAGACACAUCUCACCAUCUCCUCUCGCCUACGAUAGCGAGCCGGAUGGACCGGGGCGUACCUGCCGGCGGCGGCUGCGCGGACCCUACGGAGAGCUGCUCGAGGGAAAGAUGAGUCGCGCGGAAGCUACUCUGCCUCUCAGUGCGCUGGUCGAAUCAGCCUCACCAAGCCCUUCGCCUCGGCCCGGCUCUCGACGAGGCAGUACUCGGCGGAGAAAUGCUGCAGCCGCCUCUGAGUCGACAGCAGUCACCCCGCGCACCAGAAGUUCCGGCUCUGAGGGCGAGCGAUCGCAGCGCGAGGAGGUGCACCGGGCGAGUAGUAGCCUCCGGCUGCCCUCCGCCGCCCCCUGUUCGGACGGAGAGCUGCCGCAGCUCCCCGGUGCUGAGCAGGAGCUGACGCAGCUCCUCAGCGAGGCGCUGUACGAUGGCGUCGGUCCAACAGCCCGCCGGAUGCUGGCACAGGUCACCUCGGGACAGGACCAGCCAGGAGUCCAGGCGCAAGGCCGACGAGUCUUCAUAAUUGGGGAACUGCUCGAUACCGAGCAGCGAUACGUCGAGUCGCUCAGGCUCUUAGUUGAGUAUCAUGAGAGGCUUAAUAGCGCCGAUCCUAGUGGCCUGAUCGAUUCCGUGGCGCUGGAGGACAUAUUCCAAAUGAUCCCUGAAAUGCUCGAAAUCCACGAGGGAUUCCUGGCGGAUUUGACCGAAAAGACCGAUCACUGGUCAGCGGAUCAGGGAAUCGGCGAGGUCUUCCUAAAUAAGCUGACUCAUUCCGCCGUGCUGGAAACAUACGCAGCGUUUGUCAACCACUGGCCCGAGGCCAGGGAGGCACUCCGGCUGGCCUGUCGGACCCGGCCGGAACUGGCAAAGACACUCGAGGCACUGGAGCGGGCCGAUAAGAGAAGACUAAGCCUUACUCAGCUGCUCAUUGCCCCUGUUCAGAGGAUCCCCCGGUAUGAGCUUCUUCUAAAGCAACUUGUGAGCCAUACUCCUGAGGGUCACCCAGACCUGGAGCCCCUGAAGCAGGCGAGCGAGGAGAUCCACCAGCUCGCCUCGCGGAUCAACAGUCUGCAGCGGGCACCUCUGCGCGGAGAGGCCCGUCGCCAGGCACUCCGGGAACUGGAGGCGGCUGUGGAUGGCCUCGACGGACUGGUGACCCCCGACAGGGAGUUUCUGCGCAGCGACCCGGUGACGAUGACGACACCAGCGGGUAUCAAGAAGGAGCGCUGCCUCUUCCUGUUCGGGGACCUGCUGGUGGUGGCCAGCAUCAAACGACGGGCAGGCAGCGCAUCGCGCAAACAAACGCCUCCGCCGAAUUCCACGUCCACAAAUGGCAUGGAGCCGAACAAGUACAAAUUCCUAAUGAAGAUACCGUUGACAGACAUCUGCAUCGAAAGAGAUGAGGCUUUCAACCCGGACACUCUGGCGAAGGAAGUUGAGCGGAUUGACGAGGACAUUUCUACUCUGAGACAGAUGGGAGUGCUCGUCUGUAAACUUCACAGCAAUCACCACCAGGUUGAGGAGCUGGUGAGGGAGAUGGCUCACGUGCUGAGCAGGGAGCUGACAGAGCGACACAGGGCGGAGAGCCAGCUGCUGCUGCUGCCGCUGCAGGUCACCCGACAAGAAGGCAUAGAAAACAUAACCGUCAGCUUUAAUGAUCUGGAAAAACGUAUGUCGUGGGAGCAGCUCUUCAACGAAACGAAACAAAAACUAGCCGAAAGGACGAACGAUCGGCGGCCUAUACCAAGUUUCCUGAGACCACUGCCUGUACGGAAGACGCGGGCAGGACUGCAGUUUAGCUGUGCCGCGCCCACGCCUAACCAGAGUUCGGAGGGAGUUAGGGACAUCUGGGUCUGUAACAGUGACGGUUACGUGGGUCAAAUAUGCACACUGAGCCUACGUCCUGAACCGAGCGUCACCUCCUGUAACGGCGUCUGCAAUUCGAGGAUCCUCUGCAUCGAGCCGGUGCCAGCGGCCUCUUCAGAGGAGAGCACUGCCAGCCCGUGGAGACCGGAACAGAGACGAGGCCCGAGACAACACCGGCCCAGUGGCGCCGACAGUUCCUCCGACUCGGAGUUGUCUGUGGACGAGUCCACCUGCAGUCGCCGGGGGGUGGCGGACGAGUCCACUGUCGGUCCUCGAGGGGCGGCCGACGAGGCUGCCAAACCCUCGCAGGCCACCAUGUGGAUCGGAACAGAGGACGGAUGCAUCUACGUGUACAACUGCAGCGACUACGUGCGCGUCAAAAAGACCACCGUCAAGACGCAGCUGGGCGCGGCCGUGACCUCGCUGGCCUACCUGGACGACCGUGUGUUCGUCGGUUUGGGCAGCGGGGCCGUCUCCACGUUCGCGCGCACGGAAGGUGGAUGCUGGAAUCUCCAAAAUCCUCAAGUGAUGAAGAUUUCAUCAAAUCCAAUAAACAAGCUAGCCAAAGUUCACGGAAAACUGUGGGUCUGCACGAACAAUGUGGUCAAGGUUCUAGACCCAGUCACUGACACCGUGCUGCAGUCGGUGGCGGUCAGCGGCCGCCGACACACGGCCGUCCAGGCACUGGUCUGCUGUGACCUGGGCGUGUGGAUGAGUUUCCACCACACGGCCACCAUCCGGCUCUUCAACGCGUCCACAUUCCAGCGGAUCUGCGAGGUGGACGUCACCUCGGCCGUCACGCGCAUGCUCUCCGGCUGUGACAGCAUUAUUCGGCAGCACAAGACAGCGUGUCUGCGGGUGACCUCUCUGAUGGUCUGUAAGGAGCUGCUGUGGAUCGGUAGCUCUGCUGGUGUGCUGCUGAACCUGCCGCUGCCACCACUGGCCAGCACCGCCUCCGGCAGCCUCACCAGCACGCUCAGCAUCGCAGGUGUGUCCCAUGGUCACACAGGUCACGUGCGGUUCCUGGCGUUCGUCGAGUCCUCGACACCCGGAGAGCCGACAGCGCCGCCGCGUGCCAAGUCUCGCCGACAGCUCGGCCGUCUCCGAAGCGGUGACAGACUCCUUUCUCCAGAGCCUGCACCGGGGAAGUUCCUGGUGGUGUCUGGAGGUGACGGUUACGAGGACUUCCGUUCCUCGGGCUCAGCCCUCUCCGGACGAGAUGAUUCCACCAACCAUCUGCUGCUCUGGAGUGUCUGAGAGAGGCCGGUCCAGAACAUUCCCCCAGCGCGGAGCCAGGGCUCGCCGAGCUGUACGGGCGAGCCGCGGCGCCGCUGCAGAGAGAACCGCAGGCCGCGCGAGUGCGCUGUCGUCUGCCGCGAGAUGUGACAGAGAAGAACGGGAAUCUGCACGUUAUCGAGAUGAGGCCAGGUGCUGCGUGUACGCUCCGCUGGUCACCGCGCGCUGCGCGCCGCUCCCUGGUGCGUUUUUGUUCCGCGGGGUUUGUCUCAGGUUCUGGGAUCUGACAGGCCUUAGAGCCAGAUAUUGCAGAUUUUACUUUUUUCUGUGCGGACGGCAGCUCCGAUCAGUAAGACUAACGGUCCCUGCGUGUAAAAGUGCUGCGACGUUUUCGAUGUUGGAUCACGCAAACAGGUUUUUGUCUCCUGCAGAAGAAGGUUGUAUGACGUGCCUGCUAUAAACGUGUUAUGGCUAGCUAUGAAGACUGUCUUUCCUUAGAUGUUUGCUCUAUAUAGGUGAGUUCCAUUGAACCAACUGUUUCUGCAAUCAUGGAACAACUGUUGUAUGCUGAACUGAAGGCUUCGAUGAAGUGCAUGGUGCAUUCGACUAUGCAUAUGUGUUAUAUGUUUCUACCUUAUAGUUAGUAACGCUCACAUUAAUUGUAAAACGCUGCUGCUGCUGCUGCUCAGGCGAAACUUAAACUUGUAGAAACAAAACCCGCUGCUAUGGUAAACCAGUUCCCAUUAAACGUUCUAUGGGAAUUAUAACGGAAAACGCAAUUUUUGAUUUAUGCGUUUCGGUCUUGAAAUGCUAACCACAGUCAUAUAACGACAUUGUAUUCAACCAACAGGACCGGUGUGAUGCAGACUAUAAUAAAUGUAAGUCACCGUAGCAUUGAAUCGGAACGCCAUAUUGAUUGCUGAUGGCAGCGGCAGCAGCUAUUUUCAUAGGAUAUGGUUCGUGCGCCCUGAAGAGCUGGUCUCUAGCGUCACUGUUGCAGAAGUCGACUGCUGCAUGGUGCUAUCACUUGAUAUGUCGAUUAAGGCGCGUAUGUUUACUAAUACAUGCUGAACAUAUAUU
Messenger RNA from Amphibalanus amphitrite, 7477 nucleotides. RefSeq lists its product as uncharacterized. Gene Ontology annotation, molecular function: protein binding; guanyl-nucleotide exchange factor activity. The transcript is spliced from 21 exons. NCBI's taxonomy places the organism in Eukaryota, Metazoa, Arthropoda, Thecostraca, Balanomorpha, Balanidae. The coding region runs from base 179 to 6418 and encodes 2079 amino acids. The record is from RefSeq and is a predicted model, not a curated record. Gene Ontology annotation, biological process: intracellular signal transduction; actin cytoskeleton organization.